ACUCAAAUGACAGCACCCCUAAAUUUUGGUUCAGUUAAAUUCCCAGUAUUCCUUCGCUUUCCGGCGCAAUAAAGCCCAUGUGACCGCCAAUGGGGAACACUCCGAGCGCCAGCCAAGUGGGUCGAGGGCCAUCGCAAGAGAGCGACGAGGAGAGGGUCUUCCAUGGUAGCCACAGGAAUCCAGAGCGGAAUCGCAGUCGUCACUGCUUCGUGAUUCGCUCGCAAAGGCCUAAGAAUAGGGUGGGCCUCUUGGAUGCGGAUACCCGGUGCUGUUGUCCUCCGCCUCCUUUGGCAAGCUGCUGUUGCCCCGCUCCCACUCCCACCCCUCCUCCUGCUAUUCCAGCCUCCAAGCCACGACAGAAAUGCUGCUGUGCCACGCUCCCGGAACCUGCGAGGCAAAGAAACAAGCCCCAGAGAUGCUUUAACAACUGCCCCGGAAACGGAAAUGCCCAACAGGGGGCGCGGCGGAUAAGGGCUUGUCAUCCGGAUGCAUAUCCCAUGCCUGAGCUUCUGAGGACGAAGCCGAUGUGCCUUCAUCCCUUGGGCGCAAGAUGCAACUGCGAGGAUCGCAGAGUGGAGACUCGCAGGACAGCAGCUGUUGCACCCGAAGAGCCAGUUCCUUUCGAACCGGAGCCACAAGCCGAGAUUCCCUACAGCGACUCCGUGAGGUCCUUCCAGCCAGCUGCCCGUGCGAUAAACGAAGUCAGCCAAGACCCGCAUGAUCCGUACUAUCCGUAUCCCCAAAGAAAUAACACGCGACUGCAGGAAGUGGAUGCAUUGGGCACCUUUGACUUGAAUCGAUUUGAUAGGGAUGCCACCCAACGAGGUCCGGGUAGAAGAAGAAACGUUUCCAUUCGCACCUGUGUGGACUACGACUACGAGCCGGAAUAUCCACCUCGCGAAAGGGCCCGUCCACCUCCCAAGGGUCCUCCUGGAUAUCCACCUCCACGAUCGCGUCCUCCGCCAGGAUAUGCAGUCCCUUCUCAAGCAUAUGCACCCAGAACUCGGCCACCACCCCCAUCUGCGCAACGAAAAUAUCAACCCAGAGCCCUUUCCGAUUCCUACGAAAAUGGGGAAAUCGAGUAUGUCAAGUGUCCGUAUAGAUGACGGGUUGCGGCUACAUUCCAAAUUC
Molecule: messenger RNA, 1131 nt
Organism: Drosophila takahashii
Lineage: Eukaryota; Metazoa; Arthropoda; Insecta; Diptera; Drosophilidae
Product: cyclin-K
Source: RefSeq, a predicted model, not a curated record